GGGAGCGCGGGCGCUUCUAUCCCGGAGCGCGGUCGGGAUUGGAACUGCAGGGGUGGGAGGGGAGCGUGCGAGCGGGAUCCCGAGCCGCGGAGCACGCUGCCCCUCGCUCCGCCGCGGAUGACUCCGGAGCUCGGGUCCAAGCGCCGCCCAUGCAGCAUCCCUGCGCUCCGCCAACCGAGAGUUGAUGAUAAAACACUUAACCGUCUCCGCUGCGGGGAGCCAUGAGCUGUCUGGAUGUUAUGUACCAAGUCUACGGUCCUCCCCAGCCUUACUUCGCAGCCGCCUACACCCCCUACCACCAGAAACUAGCCUAUUACUCCAAAAUGCAGGAAGCCCAGGAGUGCAACACCAGCCCCACCAACAGCAGCGGCAGCGGCAGCUCCUUUUCCAGCCAAACUCCGGCCAGUAUAAAAGAGGAAGAAGGCAGCCCGGAGAAAGAGCGCCCACCAGAGGCGGAGUACAUCAACUCCCGCUGCGUCCUCUUCACCUAUUUCCAGGGGGACAUCAGUUCCGUGGUGGACGAGCACUUCAGCCGGGCCCUGAGCCAGCCUAGCAGUUAUUCCCCAAGCUGUACAAACAGCAAAACACCGAGGAGCUCUGGGCCCUGGCGGGACGGCUCCUUCCCGAUGAGCCAGCGCAGCUUCCCCGCCUCCUUCUGGAACAGCGCGUACCAAGCGCCGAUGCCCGCGCCCCUGGGCAGCCCGCUGGCCGCCGCGCACUCGGAGCUGCCUUUCGCCGCCGGCGACCCCUACGCGCCGGCCGCGCUGCACAGCCACCUGCACCAGGGUGCGGGCGAGCCCUGGCACCACUGGGCUGCGCCCGGGGGACCCUUCGCGAGCCCCACGGGGGACGUGGCCCAGGGUCUGGGCCUCAGCGUGGAUUCAGCUCGUCGGUACUCCCUCUGUGGAGCAUCCCUCCUGAGCUGAUCUGCUGACCCAGGGUUUCCCCUCCCCUUUCCCUUCUGACCAGCCACGGAGGCUCCGCAUCUCUGCCUCUCACUUCAUGGAUCAGGACAUGGGGGAAGGCAGAGACUUCAAACGUCUCCGUGUAUUGGGAAAACCAAAACACACAUCGACAGAAAUUUCAUCUCAAAAUAAUUCCUUCUGCCGAAAGAGCAGAUCCAAAGACUCUCAAUUAUGUUUAACAACUUCUGGGCAAACCACUGGAAUUAUCUGUGGUGAGAUCACUUAGGUGGUAUGAUAUAAGUUUUCUUGGAAAGAGGGAAAGAAAAAGACUUUUUAGUGUGAAUAUUUUUUAUGCUGAUGUGAAUUAUUUCAUUAAGUAGUGUGAUCAUAGCACUACUGUUGUCAAUAUCCUCAGAUUGUAUUUGUAUUUGUAUUUGCAUUGAAGACUGUGGUAGAGAAGUAAAAAGAAGCCUAUUCCUUCUUCCUCACCUCGUAGCCUCCAGCCCCCUUCCUGCUCACUCCCUCCCUACAACACCCACUGCAGACACAAAGACACACUUUUUCCUUUGGACUGUGAACAUGGAAGCCUCAGCAUGAAUGUGAGUGGCAAGUGGCUUAUCAGGAGCCACCUGCCCAAGUCUUACUGAAAUGCAGCUGUUGUGGGACAACUGUUUAAAACUCCAGAAAUACAUCGACCAAGGUGGCACUUCCCAGUGUUUGGCACAACAAUUGCAAUUGCACUGGAUAUAUUUUAUAUAUAUGUGUGUGUGUAUAUAUCAUAUUUUUCACAAGGAACAUUUUAUGAUGGAAGAAGAAACCCUUCUCUGCCUUCUCUCCCACAAAUUCUGUCCAUCCUUCUAUCCUCCUGUGGAUGAAAAAAGCAACAAGAGGCCCCAGCUCUCUCCAGGAAGAAGAGCUAGGAAUCAACACAAGGAGAAGAAGUGUCCAUGGAGUCUCCAAUACCUCA
Ceratotherium simum simum (southern white rhinoceros) is the source of this 1872-nucleotide messenger RNA. NCBI's taxonomy places the organism in Eukaryota, Metazoa, Chordata, Mammalia, Perissodactyla, Rhinocerotidae. The record is from RefSeq and is a predicted model, not a curated record.